This is a messenger RNA of Pistacia vera, 2052 nucleotides long. RefSeq names its product carotenoid 9,10(9',10')-cleavage dioxygenase 1-like. Gene Ontology annotation, biological process: carotene catabolic process. Bases 39 to 1841 code for a protein of 600 amino acids. The transcript is spliced from 13 exons. Gene Ontology annotation, molecular function: carotenoid dioxygenase activity. NCBI's taxonomy places the organism in Eukaryota, Viridiplantae, Streptophyta, Magnoliopsida, Sapindales, Anacardiaceae. The record is from RefSeq and is a predicted model, not a curated record. Gene Ontology annotation, cellular component: chloroplast stroma.
AAUUAUUUGUAAUUGUAAACCUGUGAUUUGUGAAAGAGAUGGCGACUUCUUCAUAUUUGGCAUUUCAAGGGAGUUGCUGUCUCCACAAACCUUCCAUCCCAUACAACUUUGAUCGUUUUAAGCCCACACUCUCCUCUGCUUUCAAGCCAUUCCUGAGAGAGUUGCAGCAACUUUCCAAGCGAAUCGAUGUUUCCAAAACCAUAUUCAAGAAAACUUCUGUGAAUUUACUGGACACAUUUGUUGAUCACGUGUUUGAAUUUAUUGACCACUCUUUGCUCCCAUCUCAGGGUAACUUUGCUCCAGUUGAUGAGUUGAGAGAAGCUGUUCUUGUCACCAGUAUUGAAGGGGAAAUUCCUGAAGAUUUUCCAGAAGGUGUCUUUAUAAGAAAUGGGCCGAACCCUCUUUUUGGAGGACUGAAGUCGACAAAAUCUAUAUUUGGGAGGUCAAGUCAUAUUUGGGUAGAAGGAGAAGGAAUGCUUCAUGCUUUGUAUUUUAAUAAAGGAACUGAUGGUAGCUGGACCGUUGUUUACAAUAACAGAUAUGUUGAGACUGAAACCUUCAAACUAGAAAAGCUAAGAAAUAAGCCGUCUUUUCUUCCUGCAAUACAAGGCGAUUCAGCGGCAGUUUUGUCUGCUUAUUUGCUAAAUUUUCUGAGGUUUGGCAAAAUAAACAAAUACUUGAGCAACACCAAUGUUUUUGAGCAUUCGGGCAAGUUUUACUCGAUUGCAGAAAAUCACAUCCCACAAGAGAUUGACAUCUUUACACUAAAAACCUAUGAUAAUUGGGAUGUCAAUGGAACUUGGAAUCGACCUUUCACCAGCCAUCCAAAGAAAGAUCCAGAUACAGAGGAGCUUGUCAUUAUGGGGAUUGAUGCAGCUAAACCUUUUGUUGAAGUGGGAGUAAUUUCAGCUGAUGGAAAUAAAUUAGUUCACAGAAUGGAUCUCAAACUCAAUAGGUGCACCCUUUGCCAUGAAAUGGGAGUUACACGGAGGUAUAACGUAUUUCUUGAUUUUCCUCUGUCUAUAGACAUAAACAGACUUAUUCAAGGAGGACAAUUGAUAAAUUACGAACCAAAAGGAUAUGCAAGGAUUGGGGUAAUGCCUCGCUAUGGUGCUGCAGAUUCUAUCCAGUGGUUUGUUGUGAAACCAAAUUGUACAUUCCACAUUAUCAAUUGUUUUGAGGAAGGUGAUGAGGUUGUAGUUUUGGGAUGUAGAGCUCUUGAAUCGGUCAUACCAGGACCUACUCUAGAUUUGAAUAGAUCUGAGAGGAGUUCUGAAAAAAAUAGGCAUGUAGAAUCAUUUGAGGAAAGUAUUGAUACCGCAACAAAAGAAGUAUUUUCUAGUCCUUAUGAAUGGAGAUUGAAUAUGCAAACUGGAGAGGUUAAGGAGAGAAAUCUCUGUGGAACAAAGUUCUCUAUGGAUUUUCCUAUGAUCAAUGGAGACUAUACAGGUAUUAAAAAUAAAUAUGGUUACACCCAAACUGUUGAUUCUGCUGCAAGUUCUACAUCAGGGAUCCCAAAAUUUGGAGGGAUAGCCAAGUUAUACUUUGAAGAACCAGUUACAGAGGUUUCAUCGAGAGAGAAAAUGAUAAAAAUGGAAUAUCACAAGUUGGAGGAAAAUGUAUUCUGCACUGGAGCUACAUUUGUCUCCAAAGGAAAAGGCUUGGAAGAAGAUGACGGUUGGAUCAUCAGUUUUGUUCACAAUGAAGAUACAAAUAUAUCUCAAGUUUAUAUAAUUGACACAAAGAAAAUUUCUAGUGAGGCAGCUGCCAAAAUCACACUACCAUGCAGAGUCCCGUACGGUUUCCAUGGAGCUUACAUGCCAAUCCGGGAAUCCCAUUGAAAGUUUCAAGAUUUUCAACCCCACUUAAAACUCUAUUCAAGUUCUUUUCUAUUAGAAAAUGAAUAAUUCUCUUCCAGGUUUUUCCAUUUGUCAUAAAACUCCCAAGAUGUGUAGCAAUACUUCUAGUGUAAAUAUAUUACUAGUAAAAAUUGUUUUUUUUCUUCAGUACUUACCAUUUAAUCAAGCACGACAAACGAUAUACAAAGAUGUU